AGCUGUGUUGCGGUACCUUCUAAAUUAAUGCGUACAAAAACAAUUUUAUUUUGGUUAAACAAUAAAAAAUAUUACUGCAAUUAUAAGAAGUUUAUAAUGUCCAAUGAUUCAGGGACAAAGAGAAAUGGUGGUCUUACUAAAACAUAUCAAUGGCAACCUGCAGAUAUUAUAACCCAACCACACAAAGUCGGCAAUGGUCAUGUCUGUUUAGUACUUAAUCGAGAGAUACGAAUACCUCAACAUGUGGUAACGGAGUUAUGGCAAAAUGCUAGCGUCCGCUGUUGUAUUGAUGGUGGCGGUAAUCGUUGGCGCCAGUUUCUUAAAUUACACAAGAAUAUUGAGUGUAAAUUAAAGCCUCCAGAUAUGAUAACCGGAGACUUUGACUCUAUAACUGAAGAAACGAAACAAUAUUUUAAUAGCAAAGACACUCAAUACAUUCAUACACCCGAUCAAAAUGCUACCGACUUUAGUAAGGCUAUCAUGGCGGUCAGGCCCAUUUUAGUGGAGAAGCAUAUACAAGAUAUUAUAGUUUAUCAUGACACUUCGGGACGCUUUGAUCAAAUAAUGGCGAAUAUAAAUACAAUAUUUAAAUAUGAACAAGAUUUUUUCAAUAUUUAUUUAUUAAGCGGCAACUCCUUGACAUGGCUACUUAGGCCAGGCAAACAUUCCAUAACAAUACCCUCUGAAUUGGUACAAGAUAAGAGGUGGUGUGCCUUAAUACCUGUGGGUCAAGAGGCUACAAAUGUAACUACCAAAGGUUUAAAGUGGAAUUUGACUAAUCAUUGUUUGAAAUUUGGUGGCAUGGUUAGUACUUCAAAUACGUAUGCCUUGUGUGAGGUAGAAGUUGAAACCAAUACCCCCUUAAUAUGGUCCAUGGGUAUAUUUAAUUUUAGUGAUGAUUGACAUCUAUAAAUGGCGUAUUAUACUUAUAUAUAUAUAUAUACCCAGUUUUUGCUUGGAUUUGUUUUUAUCUGUGGUUAUGCAUUUUAUUAGUUGAAUUUUAUUUUACAUACAUUGUUUUUUAUUUUUAUUUAAUUUUUUAUUUGUUUUGCUGUAAAUAUAGUAAAUAAUACGUACAAAUGAAAUCCAUUACACAAUAUACAUAAAUAUUAAACACUGAAUUCUAAAUAUUAAA
Molecule: messenger RNA, 1135 nt
Organism: Calliphora vicina (urban bluebottle blowfly)
Lineage: Eukaryota; Metazoa; Arthropoda; Insecta; Diptera; Calliphoridae
Product: thiamin pyrophosphokinase 1
Exons: 3
Coding region: 28-903 (291 amino acids)
Biological process (GO): thiamine diphosphate biosynthetic process; thiamine metabolic process
Molecular function (GO): ATP binding; thiamine binding; thiamine diphosphokinase activity
Source: RefSeq, a predicted model, not a curated record